Molecule: messenger RNA, 321 nt
Organism: Paramecium octaurelia
Lineage: Eukaryota; Ciliophora; Oligohymenophorea; Peniculida; Parameciidae
Source: the annotation of a GenBank genome assembly
AUGGAAUGCACUAUGAAUAUGCUAUAUCAGCAAUUUCCAUCUUAGAAUUAAUUGAAAUAAUUGAUGUACUUGUUAGAGAAUGCAAGCGAUCGAUUUUAUCAACCUUUAAUUUAUAAGGCAAGGUUAAAAAAUGUUUUAGAUAACUGUUGGUAAUUGUGUGAUUGUCUCACACUUUUUACUACUGUCUUCAUGAAUUAUAUAUGGUACAUAAUUUUAUUUCAUAUUUUUAGCUCUUUAAAAGUCAGAAAUAGUUUACAUUCUAGUCUGCAAAGCCAGAAUUAAAAUAUUUAGUUUGAUACCAAAUUUAUUAUCUUUUUUUGA